Entrophospora candida is the source of this 1838-nucleotide messenger RNA. The record is from the annotation of a GenBank genome assembly. NCBI's taxonomy places the organism in Eukaryota, Fungi, Glomeromycota, Glomeromycetes, Entrophosporales, Entrophosporaceae.
ACUUUGUUCCUAAUGAUUACAACAAUUACGGCAAUCAAACUGCCGGCUACUACUACAUUCAUCAAAACCCUGAAGACAACAAUUACAUUCAUCAAAGCCCCGGAGACAACAAUUACAUUCAUCAAAGCCCCGGAGACAACAAUUACAUUCAUCAAAACCCUGGAGACAAUAAUUACAUUCAUCAAAACUCUGGCGGCGGUAAUUUAAUUCAUCAAAUUAAUUUUUCCAAUCAAAUCCCAGGCAUUAGUUUCGUUGGCCAAAGCUUCACAACCAACAAUAAUAACAACGAUAUUGUUGACCAGAAUCCAUCUAUUACUACAAACAUUGAUUAUCCGAAUGGUUGUUUUGACAAUAGUUUUAAUCAAAAUGUUCAUCAAAAUAGUGAUUCUCUAGAUAAAGGAAAAUUAACAGUUAGUAAAUUGACUACGUCAGCAAAAACAUUGUUUAAUGAGGUAAUAUCCACAACCACCACCCCAAAUUUAGAAAAUUUUGUAAAUAAUAAUAGUAAUGGUUUUAUAAAACCAAGUUCAUCAUCCAUAAUAAAUAAUAUUAAUAGUAAUGGUGGUAGUAGUAUAUUUAAACAUCAAGGAUGGAAAGAACAUAUUUCAAAUCAAAAUCAAAGUAAUAGUAAUAAUAACAAUAAUGAUUUAUAUUUAGAGGAUUCUAUAUCAGAGUUUCAAAAAGAAGGUGAUGAUGACGGAAGAGAAAUUAUUGAAUUUUUAAAUUCAAAUAAUUACACAAGUGAAAUAUAUAAUAAUACUGUAGAAGAAGAAGAAAGAGAGAUUGCUAAUAUUGAUGCCAAUGCAAGUAGUCAUAGUUAUAAUUAUAAGGACGUUGAAGGAUUUUUAGAGUCUGAAGAUAUUUUGGAAUAUUUAAAACAAACAAGAUAUACAGAUGAUUUGCAAGUAGAUACAGAACAUUGGAUAUCAGUACGUGGAGAAAGAAGAAUUUCUGAUAGUUUACUUCAAUGGCAUUCAUCGCUAAUAACCGAAAGAAUAGAUACAAAAGUGAUAAAGACGAUAAAAAAUAGUUAUUAUAUAUUGGAAGGAGAACCAUCAUUAACUCCAAUGAUUGAAGAUGGUCACUCAGAAUUUAAAAAAGGUUUUCCCGAAAAUUGGAAAGAAGCAUUGAUUCGUGAAUAUAAUCAAGAACCGUUUGAAAAUCUUGAAGAUUCAUGCCAAAAAGCAAAUGUACAAAUUGAUAUUAUUGGAUCUAAACUCAAACUUGAUGAAAAAUUGAGUAAUGAUGAUGAUGAUGAUGUUAAGAAUGAUACCAAUAAUGAUAAUAUUAAUUAUGAUAUUAAUAAUGAUAUUAUAUUUAAUGUUAAUUGUGACAUUAAGCAUGAUAAUAUUAAUCAUAAUAUUAAUCAUGAUCUUAAUUAUAAUGAUAGCAUUGAUAUUAAUAACAAAAAUGAUGAUAACAAAGUUGGCGAUAAAGAAGAUAAUGAUAAAGAAGUUGGUGUUGAUGUUAAUCUUUAUGAGGAAAAGAAUGAAAAAACUGUUGAUAAUAACAACAAUAACAACAAUGGUGUUGAAAUUGAAGGUAAUAAAAGUUCUGAAUCUGAGGGAAAAACCAAAUCUGGUCGUUCUGUUCGACCUCCUGGUACAUGGUGGAAAAUAAAACACACAGUUAAAGAGAAAGUUACAAAAUUAUCAAGACCAAGAAAACAAAAAUCUGCUGAUUCCAAUUCUGAUUUAAGUGGUUAUGACCAGACGAAUAAAAGUAAAAGAAAUGUAUAUUCUUUUAAUAAUGCUAAGCGUCAAAAGCUUUCAAAUGUGUUUGGUGAGAAAGUUCCCAAAAAUGAAGUUUAUGUACUGGUUCCACCACAUCAUCUUUAA